AUGCGGAGCUGUAGCACGGCCUCGUCCGGAAGGAAGAGGAAAUAUGAUGAGGUGGGAUCCACAGAAAGGGAGAAACUGUCGGCAGAGAACAUCAUACAAGGAAAAGACAAGAAUGGAAAAGGAAAAAGAAGAUCCAUAAGUUUGUCUAAUGCUUUUUUCAGUGCAAAAAGUUUCGAUAAGUAUGACAAUUGUUUUAAGUUAGUUAGGAGCGAUGCAGCGGACGAGCAGGGGAUAAAUUUGGAGAGGGAAGCGGAGGAACGAUGCUUAGCUGAUGGGGGAGGAAGUACAGGCAUCACACGUGGCCAAGUUAUAACCGGGGGAGAACGUAUACGCGGGAAAGAAAGACUCACAUGGAAAGCGCCCAUGAAUGAGUUCCUUCUCCAUAUGAAGCGUUUUAAAUCUUUUCUUCUUAAAAAGUCCAUGGUGUACAAAAUUAGGUGUCUGAAUCAUAACUCCACAUGGCUGUCUGAGCUGUCAAAGGGAAGGGGAAGAGGCAGACGAGGAGGAGUAAACGGGAGAUUCCUGAACGAUUGCCUAAUUGUCAACCCUUUUCCCACCUACAAAGAAGUGGUUCGCUUGUACUAUGAACAGAAAUAUAAAGAAGCCUACCUUAAGCUAAGCCGAAUUUCAGUUUAUUCCUUUUCUUCACCCGGGGAAGAAGACAUACUAAGAGAUAACUACUUCAAAGGGAAAAAUUACAAUUUGCAUUUCAUGAUCCGCUCGGUAGUAUCCAUCCAGAAGAUCAAUUUUGAUUGCGGAAAAGACAUUGAACAAAAAAAGGAAAAAACAAAAGUCCAAAGGAAAGGUAAGAAAAAUUCAAUUUCGAAGAGAUCAUCAAAUGAGUAUUUUAUUUCUGCUGACCAGAAAAGGGAUAAAAUUAUUGAUAAGGGAAACAAACUCCGAAUGUAUAUGCAAAAUGUGAAGAAGAAAAAAAAAGAGGAAGUAGAAAGGGAAAGAAAAAAAAAACGCAUUUUCAUUGUCAGGCAUAAAUUUAUUAGGUACGAAAAUAAUGUAAAUAGGUGGUGUCAUAAGUAUCUGCAAAACGGAACAUUUGCAAUGAAAGGGACAGCCAAACGGGGGAGAGAAAAAAUGAAACGUUCUUCAUGCAGAAGGGGAGGAAACGUUAGUGACCCAUAUACACAUCACUCCAACGUGAGUACCAAAUCAGAGUCAUUACGCAGGGACAACUACGGGAUAGUACCACGCCGUAGAAGUGUGCACAAGGCGAGUGGAAACCUUUCUGAGGAGGAACAGAAAGGGAGAGGAAAGGAAAAAGGAGACAUAGACACCGAGACUGGGAAAUUAUCACAUCGGACAGAUGUUCCAAUUGGAGAAAAGAGCGAUAAAAAAAAACACAGCUCCUUCUUAUGUGAGAAGGAAAGAAUCCGUGACACGGUAAGAAGCCGAAUCAAGGUAGACACCAAUUUGUUAAUCUUCCUCAAAAUGUUGUGUUUGUAUAGAUAUGCCUACUCCUUCGGGGAGAAUAAAGUGUUAAGCUUAGGUGGGAAUAUUUCCUCUAAGGUGCACACCAAGCGUUCCGAAGCAAACGAUCUGAAUUUUCUGCCCCAAAAGGUGAGUAUAGGAAGCGCUUUGCAGAGGGAAAUACUAAUGUAUAUCGUCCAAUAUCUGAGGAAAGUCCAGAAAGAAAUUAAACUAGACACGCACCUUUGUCUGCUACUAAGUGUAGUUUACUACGAUUUGAAAAAAUUUCAUAAAAGUUUGCUCUAUGUGAAGAAAAGCAUCAGACGUGACUACUUUAACUUUGUGGCGUGGGUUUUCUUUAACAAUUUAAUUUCGAUAGAGUUGUUUACUGGAGGUAGUUCACGAAAAAGCAGAAUGGGAGAACUUGAAAGUGAAUCGUUAAGGAAAACCCCCCAAGGGAGUAGCCGCACGUAUCGAAGUAGUUAUGAAUCCAUUUGUGAAGAAAAAAAAAGAUUUCGCGAAAAUUCCAGAAAGUUGAAAAAGCUGUGCAGCCAUCUGUUUCGAAAUGAAUAUUUUCAAAGCGGAAAGGGGGACUUCCUAGAUGUGGCCGAACACUAUUCUAGGUACAUCUACGUGAACCCGCUGCGCAACUCGGGGGCGUCUUUUUUUUUUAGGAACUGCUACUUUGUAAGUCGCGUUUUUAGCGAGAAGGAGGAGGAGCGGUGUCAAGGGGGGAAGCGGUCAAGGGGGGACAGGUCAAAAAAGGGGAAUCACUCACACAGGGGGAGCCACUCAAGAAAAACCAAACCGCGGAACAGGAAGACACUCCUCGCAUUUUUCGAAAGAUACCAAGGGUACCUGAAAAGGUACAAGUUUAAAAGGAAUCUCAUGUCGCUAUUCGGGUUCGCUCACUUUUGCUCCCUCAAUUGUUCGCUCUACAAAGAUUCCAUAAAGACUUACAAACAUUUAAAGGAAAUCCUGCCGAACAACUUUUAUGUGUCCUGUCAACUAGCCAAAUUGUAUUACUAUUGCGGGGAGGCAAAAAAGAGUAUGAAGUGCUUUGACAAAAUGAAUCGAAUCUGCAAUAGGAACAUCAUUUUGGAGAGAAGUCUGCUGGAAAGCUGUUGUGUUCGCUAUUUGCAAAGAAGGGAAAAAAAAGGGAGGAGAGGCAAAAAAGGAGUACAAACGAGUGAUGACGGUCAGUCAUGCGUUCAGGUAAUAAGUGCGAAGAAGUGUAAAGACAUGGAAAUGUUUCUCCUUCCUGGGUACUUCUCAAACGGGUUUAUUUAUGUGGAGCUUUUGGUGAACAUGCUGGUGUGUGAGAAGAACCUCCCGGUGUUGUUAAUUCUUCUGCGGGAUUGUGAAAGGGCUGCGAGGAAAUGCACAGGUAAAAACAGAAAUGCAAAGUAUGACGCUAAAUUAUGCUACAUCAGGGGGAAGUAUCUCUCUCUAUGCAAUCAUCGGAAGAAGUCCAUUCUUUGUUUCAAGGAAGGAAUUCAAAGGAAUAAAUAUCACGUGUUCUCAUAUAUGGCUUUGGCCCAGGAGUAUUUCUCCUGUGGGAAUGUGAACAGUUCUGUUGGCAUCCUUACGAAAGCCAUUAUUUUAUAUUUUAAUAACUCCAGUGCGUGGUUCAGCUUGGCGAAAUGUUUUGAAUGGAAAGGGAAUUAUCGAUGUUCCAUUUUUUGUUAUGAACAAGCAAUAAAUUCUCAGCAAAGUACCAUUUUUUAUUUUCACUUGUCUGGGAUUUAUUGGAAAAAAGGAGACGUGAACAGUUACAUAGACACGUUGAAGAAAGGGUGGGUAUUUAAAAAAGAUCCCUCGUUCGCGUCUAUGCUGUUUUUUAUAUACUUAUUGAAGUUGAAAGCACAAAAUAGGGGGAGUUUCUUCAUGGGAAAAGAAACACAGGAAGGAAAUGCCCCUUACCCCUCUAAAAAAGGAAGGAGUAAAGAAACGAUUUUUCUUUUUUACGAAAAAAAUAAUGAAUGUUUCAGAUGGUGUGUCAAGUAUUUAAAGUGUUGCUUGAAUAAAAUGAAGAUAAUGCGGAGGUUAAAUCGAAUGGGACGCGUUUCAUCUCUCCUUAAAUUCGAAGCUGAAGAAGUUGUAACGUGUGGCUCCUUGGGUAAAGCGCAGCUGGAUGAUAAUAUGAAAUGUGACACCUACUAUAAAUGCGAUAGUAAUUCCUUUUUAAAAAAAUUAAAAAAGAUAUUUAAGAGAAAAACAAGUUAUUUUUGCUUUAUUCACUUUUUAAGAAACUCCUCCACGAGUCUGUUUGAAGCUAUUUACUACUUGGCACAUUAUUUCUUUUUCCACGAAAGUUUUUACAAUGCUUUGAAGCUGUUUGAAGUUCUGUGGCACGCAGGGGGUAUUUAUUCCGAGGCCUCUUUCACGAUGUACAGGCACACACAGAGGACGUUACAAAGGGGGUGGAAGAAAUCCGACGGAAAAACGCGAUGA
Molecule: messenger RNA, 3876 nt
Organism: Plasmodium inui San Antonio 1
Lineage: Eukaryota; Apicomplexa; Aconoidasida; Haemosporida; Plasmodiidae
Exons: 1
Coding region: 1-3876 (1291 amino acids)
Molecular function (GO): protein binding
Source: RefSeq, a predicted model, not a curated record